Messenger RNA from Epinephelus lanceolatus (giant grouper), 2876 nucleotides. The record is from RefSeq and is a predicted model, not a curated record. NCBI's taxonomy places the organism in Eukaryota, Metazoa, Chordata, Actinopteri, Perciformes, Serranidae.
AUGCAUCACUCGUCUGUCUUCAACUCCUCACCACCUCCUCUCUCCUCAUCCUCGUUAGCCAGGAACCGUCUCCAGGUAACCUCACCUCACCUCCACCCUCAGGUAACCUCACCUCACCUCCUCUCCCAGACCCAAGCAUCCUCACCUCACCUCUGUCCUCAGACCCAUGUAACCUCCCCUCACCCUCAGGUUACCUCCCCUCACCUCCCUCACCCUCAGGUAACCUCCCCUCACCUCCCUCACCCUCAGGUUACCUCACCUCACCUCCCUCACCCUCAGGUAACCCCCCCUCACUCUCAGGUAACCUUACCUCACCUCCCUCACAUCUCUCACCCUCAGCUAACCUCCUAUCACUUCCCUGAACCCCGGGUAACCUCACCUCACCUCCUCCCACACCCUCAGCUAACCUACCCUCACCUCCCUGACCCUCAGGUAUCCUCACCUCACCUCCCUCACCCUCAGGUAACCUCACCUCACCUCCCUGAACCCCAGGUAACUGUAACCUCACCUCGCCUCCUCCCACACCCUCAGCUAACCUCCCCUCACCUCCCUGACCCUCAGGUAUCCUCACCUCACCUCCCUCACCUUUACAUAACCUCACUUGACCUCCUCCCUCAGACCCAGGUAUCCUCACCUCACCUCCUCCCUCAGACCCAAGGAUCCUCACCUCACCUCUGUCCUCAGACCCAUAUUACCUCCCCUCACCCUCAGGUAACCUCACCUCACCUCCUCUCCCUGCCCCAGCACCUCCUCUCCAAACAAACUGUAGAUGUAGAUCAUCCAGAGUGGAGCAGGUCUGAACCACCUGCUGAACGUCCCUAUCUGCUCACCACAGCCCACCUUGAUCACCAGAACCAGUUCAGUACUGGUGCGAGUCACUACAGACCGCCCCACAACAGUCACAUAGACCUGGCCGGUGGCGUGUGCGGACAGGGGGACACACCUGGUCCAGGUCAUAACACCUGGAGGCCGACUCUGCCCCAGGGAGGAUGGAGCUCUGUCGACUUCACCUCAUCAUCGGCUGAAGAUUUCUCCAGCACGCAUUUCUUCCGCCACAGUUGCCAUGAAAACAGUAGCGCACAGCCCUUCUGUAGCCUCACCACCCCUGGUCUGAGUCCUCAUUACCCACAAACCCCGACCCUGUCCAGCCCCGAUGCACAGGGUCAUCCUGGUAAAGAGAAGCAGACACUCAGACAGGUGGGUGAAGAUCAAACCCUUCACUGGUGUCUGGAUGAGUACAACAGCUACCGUCUGACCUCCGACCCCAGUCAGCCCCGCCCCCUCCAGACCAGCCGACACCUUCUCCACAACCACAGGGAUCUGAUCCAGGACCAGACAGGCCUCCUGCACAGCCACAGGGAUCUGAUCCAGGACCAGACAGGCCUCCUGCACAGCCACAGGGAUCUGAUCCAGAACCAGACGGGUGUCCUCCACAACCACAGGGAUCUGAUCCAGGACCGGAGGGGUGUCCUCAACAGCCACAGGGAUCUGAUCCAGGAGCAGACGGGCCUCCUCCACACUGCUGCAAACUCAGCCAGCUGUUUCUGUCCACAGGGAAGAGGACAGGACUUGAGCAGCACCGCCCCACCCAAAGGCCUCCCUGUAAAACGUCUGAAACCCAAGGACAACUCUGCGCUUCUAAAGUCCAGGCUGCUCUGUUCGGUGUGUCAGCGUGACUUCAGGAGUCUGCCGGCGCUCAACGGUCACAUGCGCUCCCACAGUCGAUCCAGAUCAGCGUCAUGGUCCAACAAGGGUGACGACUCCUCCGCCCCAACGGUCCAACCCUCUGUCUCCAUGGUGAUGCCUGUCUCUGUGCCCGUCCAAUCUAAAGCAUGUAGGAGUGGACAGAGGCGAGGCAGUCAUCUGUCUCCAGCCACAGGAGGUGCUGCGCUGCUGUACCGCAGCCUGCUGCACCACAGAGAAGAGGAAGCUGUAGCUGAGGAUGGUGAGGCAGGUGAUGGAGCGGUUGCCAUGGGUGACGGUGCACACUACACCCCUCCGCCCAUGCUGUGCCCCAUCAGGGCGGGGCCCGGCUUGUACUGCUCCCUCGCCACCAGGAGGCAGCAGAAAGUGCAGGCGGUGCAGCUUCACAACACACAUAACGGACUCAGCGAUCUUGUUUCCAUGGAGACGGCCUCCCCUCCUCCAGGGACGAUACUCAACAAGCCACGGAUCAACGAGGGGCGGAGCUUCCAGGCUGAGAUCCCACCUCUGCUGGGUCGAGAACACACUGACGCUGACCCCCACAAUGCACUGCUGCUGUGGACGCCGUGGGACGAGCUGGAGCGUCCUGUCAAUCGUCAGAGAGUUGAAGCUCUGAUGAUGAUGGCUCGCUCCAGCGUGGUGCCGGGGGGCGGGGCCAGCCCGGAGUCUGCCCUCCAUGUCCUAUCAGAGUGCAGAGGAGACUUCCUGCUGACAGUGCAGAAAUUUCUGUCAACUCCUGAGACCUCCGACGACCACACAGCGCCGCACCAUCAGGGUGUGAGGUGGAGCGCAGCAGAGAGGAGGAUGAUGGUCAAAUCUCUGCACCUUCAUCACAAAGACUUCAGACGAGUCCAUGAGACUGUUCAGACUAAGUCCCUGUCUCAGUGUGUGGAGUUCUACUACCUCUGGAAGAAGAAGCUGAGCCUGAUCAGGAGGCCCCCUGCUGGACUGACCAUAUCACUGCCCAACACAAAGGGUCAAAGGUCACCAGGAUCCCAUGAUGCAUCAUGAUCCACUGCUGGAGUGACACACUACUGACCAACACACACACACACACACACAGUAUCAGCUACCAGCUUCCUCUCAGGUUCAGUCCACUCAGAUAAAACCUCUUAUUUAUUUCCUGUCUGAUGUCACAAGUCGUGAACAUUAAAGAACUUUCUGGAGGCAAA